Ananas comosus (pineapple) is the source of this 1985-nucleotide messenger RNA. RefSeq lists its product as uncharacterized. Gene Ontology annotation, molecular function: protein binding. The record is from RefSeq and is a predicted model, not a curated record. Bases 275 to 1615 code for a protein of 446 amino acids. The transcript is spliced from 10 exons. Lineage: Eukaryota; Viridiplantae; Streptophyta; Magnoliopsida; Poales; Bromeliaceae.
GUCCUGGUCCCUUCUUCAAUUUUCGUGAGGAAAGCUUCGGGAAUGAAUAAAAAGGGAAUUUUAAAAAAUUAAACAAAAUUCCGAACCCUAGGACGGAGAGGAUUCAUCUUCCUCCCAUUAUUCCCUAGAUUGAUGUCGACAAAAUUCCGAACCCUAGAACUUGUUGGGGUUGCGAUUCGUCGGCUUGCAAUAACCCUAGAUUGAUGUCGAUUGUUGAGUCAUCCGAGAUCUGAAGCCCUUCAAACCCUAGUACGUAGGAAUAGUAUUGGAGUCCAUGUCUCAAUACCAAAGAGACAAUGCUGAUGAAAUGGCAGAUGAUUAUGAAAUGGGUGAUGCAGAGGAGGACAUGGAUGAAGAAUAUCAUGGUAGAGGGAUGGGCUAUUCAGAUUCAGAUGAUGAAGAAUAUGGUGAAUCAAUCAGUAAGGUAACUGAUACUUCCUCAGCCCAAGCAAGAGAAGGUAGGGAUAUCCAAGGAAUACCUUGGGAUAGACUGAGUAUCACAAGAGAGAAAUACCGGCAAACAAGAUUAGAACAAUACAAAAAUUACGAGAAUGUACAAAACUCUGGAGAAGCAUCAAAAAAGGCUUGCAAAUCUACAGAGAAAGGAGGCAUGUUUUAUGACUUCCAACGUAAUACAAGAUCUGUAAAAUCUACCAUCCUUCAUUUUCAGUUGAGGAAUUUAGUAUGGGCUACAUCGAAGCAUGAUGUAUACCUUAUGUCACACUAUUCUGUGCUUCACUGGUCAGCGCUAACCUCUGAGAAGUAUGAAGUAAUGAAUGUUCAAGGUCGUGUGGCUCCGUGUGAGAAACACCCAGGGAGUCUGUUAGAAGGUUUUUUUCAAACUCAAGUUAGUACAUUGGCGGUGAAGGAUAAAUUGCUUGUGGCAGGUGGUUUUCAAGGAGAACUAAUUUGCAAAUAUUUGGAUCGAGAAGGUAUAAUCUUUUGUUGCCGAACAACAUAUGAUGACAAUGCUAUCGCGAAUGCAGUCGAGAUAUAUGACAGUUCUAGUGGUUCUGUUCACUUCAUGGCUUCAAAUAAUGACUGUGGAGUUCGAGAUUUCGACAUGGAGAGGUUUCAGCUGUGCAGGCAUUUCCGUUUCCAAUGGCCAGUAAAUCAUACAUCCCUUAGUCCAGAUGGAAAGCUUUUGGUCAUUGUAGGUGACAACCCUGAAGGAAUACUGGCCGAUGCUCAUACUGGAAAGACCGUGCAUGAUUUGCGAGGCCACCUGGAUUACUCCUUUGCAUCAGCUUGGAAUCCUGAUGGCCGCACAUUCGCCACCGGGAACCAGGACAAGACCUGCAGGGUUUGGGAUGUCCGCAACCUCUCCCAAUCUCUUGCUGUACUGCGAGGCAACCUGGGAGCCAUACGUUCCAUCCGGUUCACAUCGGAUGGUCAGUUCAUGGCGAUGGCAGAGCCCGCGGACUUUGUUCACAUCUUCGACAUAGGAAGUGGGUACAGUAAAAGACAAGAACUAGACUUCUUUGGCGAGAUCUCCGGCAUGUCAUUUAGUCCUGAUACAGAGGCGCUCUUUAUUGGUGUCUGGGACCGAACCUACGGAAGUCUACUUGAAUACAGCCGCAUCAGGAAUUACACAUAUCUCGAUUCUCUUCUAUGAAGGUGCUCGAUUCUCUUCUACAAAGGUGCAAAGCCUAGAUACCGGCACAAAUGCUCGAAGAGUAGGGAUUGAGUUGAUAGUAGAAGUACGUAUCGAUUUUGUAUCUUAAUAAUGCUUGUACUCUGCUGUUGUGUGUAAAGAAAAUGUACAGAUGACUGGAAACCACACCAAGGUAGCUCUUUCUUACUGUGCUAAGGACUUAACAGAGUUUCGAUUGUAGUGACUGUGUUGUAAUCUUUUCCUUAAAAGUACCUUCUAGCCUUCGCUAGUUCCGAAGAGAUAAAUUUCACAUCUUUCAAUCCUCUUUGGGCAAACAAAUUUGAUUGAGCUUGUUGAAUAGCAGGGUAAUACUUUUGUGUUUGUAGUUCGA